Molecule: messenger RNA, 808 nt
Organism: Lacerta agilis (Sand lizard)
Lineage: Eukaryota; Metazoa; Chordata; Lepidosauria; Squamata; Lacertidae
Gene: ORMDL3
Product: ORMDL sphingolipid biosynthesis regulator 3
Exons: 5
Coding region: 228-689 (153 amino acids)
Biological process (GO): ceramide metabolic process; negative regulation of ceramide biosynthetic process; intracellular sphingolipid homeostasis
Cellular component (GO): endoplasmic reticulum membrane
Source: RefSeq, a predicted model, not a curated record
UGGGAAGAGAAGUGUGAGCUGCGGGGAGCGGGGCUUUCGAGGAAGAAGAGGAAGACCCCCCACACCUCGUGCACCCCCUCCGCCCCCCACCGCCGUUGCCUUUCAGGCAGCCCAGAUCUGGGGGCCAAGAAGGAAGGAAGCCGUCCCUGCUGCAGAACGGGAGCUGCUCUAGUUCCACUCUGAUACUUCAAUUCUGCCCUGCUGGAGAGGGCCGUUGAGCUGGAGAGAUGAACGUGGGCACAGCUCACAGCGAAGUGAACCCAAACACCCGGGUCAUGAACAGCCGGGGCAUCUGGCUCUCGUACGUCUUGGGCAUCGGCCUUCUGCACGUGAUCCUCCUCAGCAUCCCCUUCUUCAGCGUCCCUGUGGUUUGGACUCUGACCAACAUCAUCCACAACAUGAGCAUGUACAUUUUCUUACACACUGUGAAAGGAACGCCUUUUGAGACUCCUGACCAGGGCAAAGCCCGGCUGCUGACUCACUGGGAGCAGAUGGAUUACGGGGUGCAGUUCACCGCCUCCCGCAAGUUCCUGACCAUCACACCAAUUAUACUUUAUUUCCUUACUAGCUUCUACACUAAAUACGACCGGAUACACUUCAUCAUCAACACCAUCUCCUUGAUGAGUGUCUUGAUCCCCAAACUACCCCAACUGCAUGGCGUACGGAUCUUUGGGAUCAACAAGUACUGAGCCCAGGUGUCUUUUAUAUUCCCUUCUGGUGAGCUGUGAGAGGCCAGCAGCGUGAGAACCCUGUUUCCUUCGUUCCGGCUGCGUCUUCAGGAUACACUUCCACACAAUGGCUCCUUUUU